Messenger RNA from Lepisosteus oculatus (spotted gar), 1203 nucleotides. It is a transcript of the gene pin4, whose product is annotated as protein (peptidylprolyl cis/trans isomerase) NIMA-interacting, 4 (parvulin). Gene Ontology annotation, molecular function: DNA binding; peptidyl-prolyl cis-trans isomerase activity. Lineage: Eukaryota; Metazoa; Chordata; Actinopteri; Semionotiformes; Lepisosteidae. The record is from RefSeq and is a predicted model, not a curated record. Gene Ontology annotation, cellular component: nucleus. Gene Ontology annotation, biological process: rRNA processing.
UGCUGUGCGACUUGUCGCGAUUUAUUGACGUUUUUUCCUGCUGGGCUCACGCUGACUAACCUGGGCAGAACUGUUGCAGUCUGCAGACUUCUGUAAGUCUGCGUGUUAUGAGCCUUGUUUUUAUUUUAAAUAUUUGAAAGUUUUUCGAAUUGAAAAAAAAAAACGGACAAUGCCGCCGAAACAGGGAAAGGCUGGCAAGGGAGGAAAAGGAGCUGGCGCUUCUGGAGGUGGUGACUCUGAGAAAAAAGAAAAGCCGCAAAAAGGGGGAAAUGCAGUUAAGGUCCGACAUAUUCUUUGUGAAAAACACAGCAAAUCAAUGGAGGCCAUGGAAAAACUGAAGUCUGGGGUGCGGUUCAGUGAAGUCGCCUCACAAUACAGUGAAGACAAAGCGAGACAAGGAGGGGACUUGGGCUGGAUGACCAGAGGCUCUAUGGUUGGGCCUUUUCAAGAUGCAGCUUUUGCCCUGCCGGUCAGCACCAUGGACAAGCCUGUGUACACAGAUCCGCCAGUGAAGACCAAGUUUGGGUAUCACAUCAUCAUGGUGGAGGCCAAGAAAUAACGCUUCAGGAUUUGAAGAAUCAAGCUGGGCAUCAUCCCCUUGUUUUUUAAAACAUUAUUUAUUUUUGGGAGAGGAGUUCAGAACUCAUAGAGAUACUGCUUGUUUGAUGUAGAAAUCUUAAUACCAUCAUAAAACUCUCAAGAAGUGGUUACAUGCAAGCAUCACGAUGAGGAAAACGUUCAUAGCUGUUAAAAAACACAAUCUGCUUUGAUUUCAUAUGCAAUUGUAAAACACUUUGGAUACAUAAAGAAAAUGAGUGUGGGUAGGUAUUGAUUUGGAAAAUAAAAUCCCAGUAAAUUCACUGCUCUUUUCUUGUACCAGAUUGAUUUUGAAUGGGAAAAGGUGACUGUGUUCUUUGUGCAUAAAAUAAGCAUAAAAUGGGAGGACUUUUGUGACAAAUAAAAAUAGUUUUGCACUUAGCUGCACUUCAUAUAACAGUAAAAAAAAACAGCUUGUGUAGAUUUUCCAUGACUUUCUUCGUCCUGUUAAGAAACAACUCCUGGAAUGUUUUGGGAAAAUUUUUUAUAUCUAUUUUGUAUAGUGCUCUCCUUGAUGUCUUGAGAGGGCAGCAAGAUCAAAACUUGUUUUUGCUUUAGAGUCAAACAGUUUUUUUUUUUUACCUUGGGAUUAAAAUGAAAGAAAAG